Molecule: messenger RNA, 2420 nt
Organism: Selaginella moellendorffii
Lineage: Eukaryota; Viridiplantae; Streptophyta; Lycopodiopsida; Selaginellales; Selaginellaceae
Product: kinesin-like protein KIN-14U
Exons: 11
Coding region: 291-2342 (683 amino acids)
Biological process (GO): microtubule-based movement
Molecular function (GO): microtubule motor activity; microtubule binding; ATP binding
Source: RefSeq, a predicted model, not a curated record
CUGUGCUUUGACCAUAACCUUUGGUUUUGGAGCGAUUAGUUUUGGUGGCUGGGCUUGUAUUUUUUGUUUCUCUCUCUUUCCCUUUGCUUUGGAGGCCAUUUUGUUUUGCAGAGGCAUCGGUGGUUGCGGCUGCCUGGCAGCGGAAUGUGGGAAAGCUCGAGCUCUCCGGUGGUGGGUUUUGUGGAUCUCACUUAGAUCUGCGGGAGCUCCACCGAGAGAUUGCCGAGCUAUGGCGGAGUUUGGCGGACAAAGCUCGAGCUCGGGGUGAAGGCUGGUUGAGGAGAUGAGCCAUGGAAAGUCCUCAAAAGUGUAGCUCCUUCAAGAACUUGGUCGGGACCAUCGAAUCACUGCUGGGAUCCAAGAGCGAUCUUACAGUCACUUGGGCUCAGUCCGUCAAGCUUAUCAUCGAGGAUUUGUCCAACAGCUGCCCUUCCACUCCUUGCACACCAUCUUUUCCAGAAGGGGCCAUCUACAACAACACCGAAAAAUCAAGCCUCCAAGGAGAGCUCAUACUUCUAAAGGCUGCCUAUGCCUUGUCGAAUGUUAACAGGAAGCUCGCUUUAAACAAGCUCCUCGAUCUCAAAGGGAACAUACGAGUUUUUUGUAGAGUUCGGCCUCUCCUGUCCUCCGAGCAACAGGGAAGAGUCGGCAUUGUCGCCACGGAUGUUCCAAAUCAAGUCCAAGUAUCCUCCUCUGGUGGCAAAGCCAGGAACUAUCUAUUUGAUAAGGUUUUCCACGCGGCAUCCUUACAAGAUGAUGUUUUCUCAGAAGUGGAGCCAAUUAUCAGGUCCGCCAUGGAUGGAAGUAACGUUUGUAUCUUUGCCUAUGGACAAACCGGCACUGGAAAGACGUUCACAAUGGAAGGUAGUCAGGAUUGUCCAGGAAUAGUUCCUCGCACUUUGCAGCAGCUCUUCUUCGACGCUUCGCUCGACACAACUGUCGAGUACUCAUUCAAGCUGAGCAUGCUCGAAGUGUACCGUGGGUGUUUGCGCGACUUAUUGGCUCCUCGGCAACAGCAGCAGUCGAGCAGCAAGAGCCUUUGCAUCCAGAUGGCUGGAUCUGGUAGCACAGAGAUAGAAAACUUGACAGAGAUUCCGAUUAAAAGCGCGAGCCAGGCAAGAUAUCUAUAUCGCAAGGGGGUCCGUUCGAGGUCUACGUGUUGGACGACUGCAAACGAGACAUCGAGUAGAUCACACUGCUUGGUUCGAAUCAACAUCACUUGCAACUAUGGAAAGCAGAGCCACGCAAGCAAACUUUGGCUGGUGGAUUUGGGAGGGAGUGAGAGGUUCUUUAAGACGCAAGCGCAGGGACAAACUCUGGAAGAAGGCAAAGCCAUCAAUGCAUCCUUGUCCGCAUUGGGGGAUGUUAUCAGUGCUCUACAACGAAAGCAACCACACAUACCUUACAGGAAUAGCAAGCUGACACAGAUUCUUCGCGAUUGUUUAGGGAAGGAUUCGAAAGCUUUGAUGCUUGUUCACGUUAGUCCAAAGGAGGAAGACCUUGGAGAGACGACGUGCUCGCUGGGAUUUGCUUCCAGGGCCAGGGCGAUUCAUCUUGGAAGAGAUAUAUCUCCUAGCGCAAGGGACGAGAGAACAGCUAGCAUGGCCAACGUUUUGGCGAAGAUGAAGCUCUACGAAACCGAGUGCCAGAAGCUCAACGAGAACAUCCAAAUGGUGGAGUCUCUCAUCCGCCGCGGCAUGGAAAACCAAGACUUGGACGAGCUGCAAGCCAAGUUACUCUCGGCGAGCGCAAAGAAGGAGCUCACCACCACCACCGCCGGACGUUCUUCAUCCUCUUCAUCGUCGUCCUCCUCCAUUCCCAGAUUCAUGACACCCACAGUGAGCAGCCAGCGCAAGAAACGCAGCAGCACGAUCCACCUCGAGAGCGUGGUCUCGGUGAUGAUGGAGACGACCACCGAGAAGAGAGUGGUGAGAUCCGGGACGCCGGAGUCUCGCCAGGUGCGAAGAACUCUCAACUUCCAAGUCCAUCGCCAAGAGGUUGUCCGCCAUCACCAAGUUGACGAUCCUCCGCCACCUCGAGUUCACGAAGUUGGAGCUCAAGAGGACGAGCUGCUGGUUGAUCGCAAAGCUACCACUGCUGCUACUGUGAGAAAUGGUUUGACGACGGAGAAUUCAGCUCCAUCGCCAUCGCCUCCACUCCCUGUGGCUGUGGCGGCAAAGUCCGAGAGAAGAUUGAUGAGGACGAGCGCCACCACUACUCAAGCUGGCAAGGAGCGGGGUGGAAGAUGUGGGUGGGAGUACUUAGGCAAGAAGAGCUCCAAGUAUCGGAGGAGAUGGACGCUCGAGUGCUCAAGCAGGAUUUCUAUCACCGAGAGAUUGUGACGAGAGAUCCUACCUUUUGUAAACUAACUUGCUACCCUGAGGGUGAUGAUCUCCAAAACAUAGAAGAUUUGUUCCCAA